AUGACGUCACAGCCACGCCCACAACAAGCCCCGCCCACUCCCGGCCCUAUAAAAAGCCCCGGCCCGGCCGAGCCCGGCUCGGCAGCUCCCGACCCGAUCCAGGUGAGCCCAAUCCAGGUGAGGCUGAUCCAGGUGAGUCCAAUCCAGGUGAGCCUCGAUCCAGGUGAGGUCCAAGCCAGCCCAGCAAUGGCUCCCGGAGCCUUCGGCCUCAUCCUCGCCCUCCUCAUCCUCGGCGCGGCCCCGGCGCGGGCGGGGAACGGCCCGGAGCUUCCCGAGGAGGACGAGUCGCGGAUCAUCGGCGGCCGGCCCUGCUCCGUGGCCCAGCGCCCGUUCCAGGUGGCGCUGAUCAAACGGGGGCAGAUCCUGUGCGGGGGCAGCCUGGUGGGGGCGCGCUGGGUGCUGACCGCCGCCCACUGCAAACAGCCAAUCAGGGAUCUCCAGGUGCUGAUCGGCACCAACACCCUCCGCUCAGGUACGGGCCAGGUGCGCCGCGUGCAGCGCCUGCAGGUGCACCCCGCCUACAACCCGCGGCGCAACGACAACGACUUCAUGCUGCUGCACCUGGACGCACCUGUGCGCUUCGGGCCCCGCGUCAAGAAAAUCCGCCCGGCCACCAGGUGUCCCCGCGCGGGGCAGAACUGCAGCGUGUCAGGGUGGGGCACCACCAAAUCACCUGGAGCCAAGCUGCCCCGUGACCUGCAGUGUGCGCAGGUUCAGACCUUCGGGCCGGAGCAGUGCGCCCGCGCCUACGGCAAUGCUGUGACCCGGAACAUGUUCUGUGCAGGUGUGCCCCAGGGCGGCGUCGACUCCUGCCAGGGUGACUCAGGUGGCCCUCUCGUGUGCGGGGGGUUCCUGCAGGGCGUGGUGUCCUGGGGCCUGGCCGUGUGCGGUCAGCGUGGGAACCCCGGCGUGUACAGCAACGUGUGCCGGGCCACGCCCUGGAUCCGCCGCGUCAUCGGCACCGGCCAAUGA
Molecule: messenger RNA, 972 nt
Organism: Zonotrichia leucophrys gambelii
Lineage: Eukaryota; Metazoa; Chordata; Aves; Passeriformes; Passerellidae
Product: kallikrein-14-like
Exons: 8
Coding region: 1-972 (323 amino acids)
Biological process (GO): proteolysis
Molecular function (GO): serine-type endopeptidase activity
Source: RefSeq, a predicted model, not a curated record